Neltuma alba is the source of this 684-nucleotide messenger RNA. RefSeq lists its product as uncharacterized. Lineage: Eukaryota; Viridiplantae; Streptophyta; Magnoliopsida; Fabales; Fabaceae. The transcript is spliced from 3 exons. The record is from RefSeq and is a predicted model, not a curated record. The coding region runs from base 1 to 684 and encodes 227 amino acids.
AUGACGUCAGUGGUAGACGAGAGAUUAAGAAAGUUUGAAGAGGACUUCACGAGAAAGCAGCAAGAGUCAGUCAAUCAGGAGGAUCGACGGAACGAGGUGACUAUAGAGACACGAGGAGAAGGCGAAAAGGGGCUUAGAGGUAGCGACCGAGCUGGAGACAUACCUCACAGGGAGGAGUAUCAGGAGGGUGAAUUGCAUGAGGAUCAGUUUAUUACAAGGUUUAUUGAUUUGGCCAAGUAUGUGCCAAGGCAGAGCGAGAAAGAACAUCAAGAGCAUCUCCACAUCGCACUACAAAUUUUGAGGGACCAUCAUUUGUAUGCUAAACUAUCAAAGUGCGAGUUCUGGUUAAAAGAAGUAAAGUUUUUGGGUCACAUUGUAUCUGCUCAGGGAGUGGCAAUGGAUCAUAACAAGGUGGAUGCAGUACUAAAGUGGGAGGUUCCCAGAUCAGUAACCGAGGUGUGGAGUUUUGUGGGAUUAGCUGGUUACUAUUGGAGAUUCAUUCAAGGCUUUUCUCAGAUUGCAAUACCAUUGACUAAAUUAACCAAAAGGAUCACCGUUUGUUUGGACGGAGAGUGUGAAGCGGCGUUCCAAGAGCUGAAGACCAAGUUGACUACAGCCUCAGUCCUUACCCUUCCAACUCCUGGAGUGCCUUAUGCUCUUUACAAUAACCCGAUGCAUCACUAA